CAGUAGAAAACAAACGACUUGCGCGCGGAAGAGGAAAGUCUAAUGAAACAAAUCUGACCACAAGCCACAGAAGCCAGCAAACUAAGUAGUUUUCGGGAGUGUGAAGUGAAGCUGAUCAUGCACCAUGUCAAAAUCAAGACUGAGAAGCCAGAUCCAGAGGGUAGUGGUGCACGCAGUCGACUAGAUGCAGUAUUACAAGGUCUGGUGGAGAAAAGCGACAGCGAGAGGGAGCAAAAUGAAGACGAGUCAAAGAUGGCGGCGGACUCUCUAAGCAAGGAUUUGUCUCCAUCCUCUGCUGGGAAGCGGCCAUCAUCACGUUUCCCACAGCACCGGAGGAAGAAGCGGAAAGAGAUGGACGAUGGCUUAACAGAGAGCAACCAACAUAAGCAAAAUGCCUACAUUAUCAAGUUGUUUGACCGCAGUGUGGACCUAGCCCAGUUCAACAACAGUACCCCACUUUACCCUAUCUGCCGAGCCUGGAUGAGAAACAACCCAGGAGUCCGAGAGAGACCUACUUCCCCAAGCCCCACACGCACCAUGGGGGAGGAAGAGGCUACAGACAUGCUGAAUGGAAAGGGUCAGAAUGUGUACCGUCUACCUCCGCCGACAUCCUGUCCGCUCAGCCCUUCUGGAGAUCCUCUAAAUCUGAGGAUUCCUCUUACAGAAAAACCUGUAGUCAGCGAGUUUACAGAUACAGCUCCUGUGUCUGGUCCCCUCAUAUACAACCACAUGGAACGCUGGAAAAAGAUCAGGCAGAAAUGGAAAGAGUCAUCUAACAAGAAUCAGCUGAGGUACAGUGAGAGCAUCAAGAUCCUGAAAGAAAUGAAGGAAAUGUAUGACCGCUAGCUUGGAAUUCUUCCCUGGCAGCAUCCUAUAGCAGAGGGAGGAGAGGAAUGCUCUUAAGAGCCAAAGGGGAGUAUUCUAAACCAGUGCUCUGUUCAAAAGGAGACACGUGGAACCCAUUCUCAACAUGUACUGCCAAGAAGAAGAACCCCAAGGGAAAUAAUGACCAGUAUCUAAGAUUUGUCUAAAUUUGUUUGUAAGCAAAUGUUGGACUGUCCCUGUAUGCACAACACUAUCUCCCUCAGGGAGAGCAGGGUCAAGGGUUGCUCAAGCACAGUGUCAAUGGGUUAAAUUGCUCUCCCCCAUCUGAAGCGAUUUGAUAGAAACGUGUGAACAUUAGCUGCAAGCUAAUGAGCCAUCUGUGGGUGAGUUGUUUUAAUAGGUUUACUAUCAAAACCCGCGACUGACAUCACAACAUAUUGCUAUGUAACACAAUUGGGGUUCUCCAAUUUUGUGUUUUGGCAGUGACACCACAUUUGUUGUAGCAGCUGAGGUGGGGGCGCUGUAUUCUUGACGCUGUGCCCGCGCUAGCAAAACCCUUCUCCCUCUGUGAGGGUGUUGCAUGCAUAGAGCCAACAAUUGCUUGUUGGCUCUAUGUCCAACAAUUGCUUGAAGCUAUUAGUAAUUAUUCCCCUAAGAAAAUGUUGCAAUUCUUUGUUAAGGAUGAUGGGUGGGCCCACAGGUCACCUUGUGUAUUGGAAUAUUACUAAAACAUUACAUUGAGAUUUGUAUCAUAAUAAAUGAUCUUGUGAUGCACUUUACCAAGUAUUUUAUCAGUUGCCACUAUGAGUCAUGCAUUGUUUGUAAACAGAUUGAGUACCUUCUUUGUCCAAGUUUUGCGGCACUGCAUUCCAGGAUUCCGUAAGUAAAUAUUUGUUUUCAGACCACCCAUAUCCCAGCUUCCUAAAAUAUUUUUCUGAUGUAUCCAUGUAGGGCUGCAGGAGUUGCUGUUCUGUCACAGCCUCCGCAAUCCCAGGCUCACUUAUUUUCAGUUCGCCACCGAUGAGUGGGCUUAGUCCAUUUGUCGGUCGGUGAGUCCAUUCUCAUACACGUUUGUCCACCAUUGUAGGGGUGCUGGACCUUAAUUGUUUGCUACCAAGCUAAUUGCUUUUGAUGCAGGUCUCCCUUUUUAACUAAAGCAUGAGAUUUGAAUUUUAAAAUCUAAUUGUUUUCAUGGUAUUGCCUGACUUAAUGUUUUGCUAAUUUAAUGUGAUUUAUUGAUAAUAUGAGGGGUGUUGCAGCUAAGGUGUGCUUGUUGUCCUUACAACCAUGGCUUUUGGCUACAGGAGCGUUUAUGUUCUUUAUGUACAGGCAGAUGUGAGCUGAUAUACUUUAACAGUUGACUGAGUUGGAAAACCAGUAAAUAUGCUGUUGAGCAUUAGGGCCUAGUCUUGGCUACAUUAUGAAUCCUUAUUCAGGUCUGCGUUUACAGUUGCCAUCAUCUGUCAUUUGUAAAAUUUUAUAUCCUGAAUGUUGCUUUUAUGGAGAACCAUUUUAUGGUAAGACAUUUGUCCAGAGUCAUAUUAAGUAUAAAUUUUUUUACAGCUAUGGUCUGCCGCAUUCCACCAUUCUGGCCUCCUUUAGCUACACUGAGUCACGGGUUGUGCUAAAAAAAGCAAUAUGCUAUAGGUAAGGUUUGUUAAAUACAAUGCAGUCAUUUGCUGUGGUGUGUUGGCAAUAUAACACAAACCCUUGAUUAAUAAAUAAUUGCUACUAUUAACCAAGGGUUAGUAGUAGCAAUUACAGAUUUGACCAUAUACCAGGUAUGACAUCACUGUACUUCUCUAAUUGGUUAUCAGGGGAUUGCAGA
Messenger RNA from Esox lucius (northern pike), 2653 nucleotides. It is a transcript of the gene lin37, whose product is annotated as lin-37 DREAM MuvB core complex component. Bases 118 to 846 code for a protein of 242 amino acids. Gene Ontology annotation, cellular component: transcription repressor complex; Myb complex. The transcript is spliced from 10 exons. Gene Ontology annotation, biological process: negative regulation of transcription by RNA polymerase II. The record is from RefSeq and is a predicted model, not a curated record. NCBI's taxonomy places the organism in Eukaryota, Metazoa, Chordata, Actinopteri, Esociformes, Esocidae.